Messenger RNA from Nerophis ophidion (straightnose pipefish), 567 nucleotides. It is a transcript of the gene pnx, whose product is annotated as posterior neuron-specific homeobox. Gene Ontology annotation, biological process: regulation of DNA-templated transcription. Gene Ontology annotation, molecular function: DNA-binding transcription factor activity, RNA polymerase II-specific; DNA binding. The transcript is spliced from 2 exons. The record is from RefSeq and is a predicted model, not a curated record. Lineage: Eukaryota; Metazoa; Chordata; Actinopteri; Syngnathiformes; Syngnathidae. Bases 1 to 483 code for a protein of 160 amino acids.
AUGCAGUCACUCCACAAAGUCCCUCAAGGACACAGGACGGCCUUCUCUGUGGAAGACAUCCUGGACCCCGGCAAGUUCACAGGCAACACCAGGGACCGCCCCACAGCGUCUGUACAGAGAGAGGAAAGCGGGGAGAAACAACAUCCGGCGGCCGAGCACCAGAGGUCAAAGGUGAGCGGCCGGCGCGUGCGCACGGCGUACACGCUGGAGCAGCUGCACGCGCUGGAGCUCAGCUUCCGGCGCUGUCACUACCUCUCCGUGCUGGAGCGCCACGCCGUGGCCGCCGCCUUGCAACUGUCCGAGACCCAGGUCAAGAUCUGGUUCCAGAACCGCCGCACUAAGUGGAGGAAGGAGCGCCCGCCAGGAGGGGAGGAAGAGAACGCCACGUGGGCCUGGCAGACCCCCGCCUUCGCCCCCUUCUGUUGCACGCCGCUGCGCCUCUUUGUGCCGCCGCCGCCCGCCCAAAACCGGUUUUAUUGCUGAUGCGAGCAGACGGUCACGUGACCUAUGGACUCUCCUCACCCUGUGAUCGUAUCAUGACUUGAAUAGGAUUAACUUAUUUUGAAU